CUCUCAUCUUCUUCAAUUUUCUCAGGGCAUUGGUUUUUUGAUUUAUUAGACUCUUUUCAAAGAAAACUCAGCAACAUGUUGGAUGUGGUGAAGCUAUGUCUUGCGCCUUGCUGUUCUUGCUUCCAGAGUCCAGUUGUACGUGAGGACAUGAGCUAUGUGUUUUGCACCAAAGAGAAACUUGAUAGAUUAGAAAGUGCCAUGACAGAUCUAAGAGCCAAGAAGGAUGAUAUUGAGAGAGAGCUUAAUCUCCCUCAACACAGAGGAAAACAACCCACUAAUGAACUUCAACGCUGGGUUCACAAGGUUGGAGAAACAGAUGAGAAGGUAACACAAUUGCUGGAUGAAUAUAGCAAAAGAAGUUGUGUUACAGGCCCUUGUUUUCUGAAUUGUAUUUCAAGGUAUAGCAUUAGCGAGAAGAGCAAUCAAUUUAUUAAAUGA
Messenger RNA from Dioscorea cayenensis subsp. rotundata (Guinea yam), 438 nucleotides. Its product is annotated as probable disease resistance protein At5g43740. The coding region runs from base 76 to 438 and encodes 120 amino acids. The record is from RefSeq and is a predicted model, not a curated record. The transcript is spliced from 2 exons. Lineage: Eukaryota; Viridiplantae; Streptophyta; Magnoliopsida; Dioscoreales; Dioscoreaceae.